Messenger RNA from Suillus fuscotomentosus, 372 nucleotides. RefSeq lists its product as uncharacterized. Lineage: Eukaryota; Fungi; Basidiomycota; Agaricomycetes; Boletales; Suillaceae. The transcript is spliced from 2 exons. The record is from RefSeq and is a predicted model, not a curated record. The coding region runs from base 1 to 372 and encodes 123 amino acids.
AUGGAGUUGAAUGAAGAGGAAGAUGAUGUCCAUUUUGGAGACAUGUACGACAGUGUUUGGGAUGAGAUUCGUGUUGAAGAAGAAAUGGCUGCUGAGUUCACUGACUACUUUCCAGGCACUGCAAAGACAUAUGGCAUGGACUAUACAUUCCUGAGCCUGUUCAACACCGACGAAAAUAGAGUCUACUGCAAAACAAACAUGUACUAUUUGUUUAGCUGUAAGCAAGAGUGGGAGAUUGCAUCAUGGUUACUGGGUUCUGGUUUGAGUAUGGGGAAGAUAGAUUUGUUCUUGUCAGUCGAGAUGGUGAGAUUAGGGACCUUCCUUUGUCAUUCUGCUGUGCCAAAGAGCUGCGAGGAUGAGCAGAAAUGUUAG